AUGCAAAGAGCUCACCCAGAGGAAUACAGUUUUGUUCCUCAAACCUGGGUUCUCCCUGCAGAAUAUGCUGCAUUUCAAGGCUAUUGUAGAGAACUAAAAAAAAGAAAGAAACACAAAACUUUCAUUGUCAAACCAGCAAAUGGAGCCAUGGGAAAUGGGAUAUCUCUGGUACGAAAUGGAGAUAGAAUCCCAUCUCAUGAGCAGAUUGUGGUCCAGGAAUAUCUUGACAAACCUUUUCUCCUCGAGGGAUUCAAGUUUGAUCUUAGAGUAUAUGUUUUGGUUACAUCAUGUGAUCCACUGAGGAUAUUUUUGUAUCAUGAUGGACUUGUUCGCAUGGGAACUGAAGUGUAUGAAAGCCCUUCAGAUGAAAACCUGGAUGAGCUUUUUAUGCAUUUAACUAAUUAUUCAAUAAAUAAACACAAUGAGAACUUUGACCAAGAUGACAGUGAUGACAGUGGAAGUAAAAGAUCUAUAAAGUUUUUGAAUGACUGGCUUCAGUCCAUGGACUAUGAUGUAAACUUUCUUUGGCACAACAUAACAGAUGUACUGGUAAAGACAUUAAUAGUUGCCCAGCCUCAUAUUUUGCACUCUUACCGAAUGUGCCGACCUGGUGCACCUCCUGGAAGUGAGAGUGUUUGUUUUGAGGUUUUAGGUUUUGAUAUUUUGUUGGAUCGAAAACUUCGCCCGUGGCUUUUAGAAGUGAAUCGAUCACCCAGUUUCGGUACUGACACCAAACUUGAUAGUGAAAUUAAAGGAGGAGUGUUAACUGAUGCACUGAAUUUGCUUAACAUCAGGGUCAGUGACAAACGUCGUGGCAUGGCGGCUGAAAAAGCAGAAGCACAGAAAAGACUCUUAACACAGCCAAAAAGGAAUGAGUACUCCAUGUCGGAACUGGAAAAGAAGAAGAUGAUUUUAAACAAACGUCGAACGGAACUUAAAGAGAGACUAAAUCAAUUAAGGAGAGAGACGGCAAGAGAAGAGUUUGAGAACAUGAACAUGGGAAAUUUCCGAAGGAUAUAUCCUCCUGAAGACAAAACAAGACGAGAAAAGUAUAACGGGCUUUUAGCAGACGCUUUCAAGCUCUUCUUGUCAGGUAGAGCUGUAUCUCUUCAAAAGGACGGUAAUCAACCAUUCAGCACCCUCAGGGAAGAAGAAAUCCUCGAUUUAUUAGAGCAGUGUGAAUGUGAUGAAAAUAUAACAUUCGACAAAUCUGGCAACCGUCCGAUGAGCAAAGGACCAAAGCCCUUGUCAUCCAUGCCAAGUGCUAAAUCCAUCACAAACAAGGAGGACUCUUCAACUUCGUCCUCUUCAGUUUCUUCAAACCCACAACAGACCUCGACGUCAUCAUCGUUCAGACCCGUUUCUGCCCAAAAGGCGCCAAACUCGGCCAAUAACGGCCUGAUAUUACCACGCUCCUCCGCGCAUAGAAUCGUGACGUCGUCUUCAUCUCCUCCAAUGAAAUUCAAUCCCGUGGUGGACGCUGCUUUUUUGGAUGCCGCUGUCCGGGAGAGAGAAGAAGAAUUAUGCCGGCGAACACUGCAGGCUUUGCUUGACAUGAGGAUUAAAUUUCCAGGAAAAACAGACGAGGAAGCAGAAGUCAUUUUAGAAAGUAUCCAGGAUAAUUGGAAAUUUCACAAGCCGAGAGUGGCUUCCUAUUGGUUGGUGAAGCUCGACUCGAUAAAGCGGAGAAAGGUUGUGGACAUUGUGCGAACAAACGUUCGCGCAAUUUUACAACGCGUCUGGCGAGCAUCUGAAGUUGAUAACUUGCGCCUCUGCCGCGUUUUCUCUAGAGUAUUUAACAGAUUGUUGUGGAGUCAUGGACAGGGAUUAUGGAACUGCUUUUCAAACUUGGGAAACUCUUGGGAGACAAUUUUUAGCAAGAGUACAGAGGUGCUAUCUUCGACUGAGAUGAGCUGCUGUCGUCGAAUUGUCCAGCUUUGUCGAGACUGCUUGCUAAUUGUGUAUCAGUUUGCCGCUGACGCUAAAGUUGCAGGCGUUGCUUCAAAUGUGUCUCAAGGGACAACACUUCAAGAUUCUGAAUUGAGGCAUGCGAACAUUAUACGAAGAACACCAGACCUUACGUCUCAACAAGCUUUAAGAGCAAGAAUGGCUAAGUAUUACAGGACCUCUCAGCCAGCAUUGGAGCAGUUAUAGGUAGGGACCGAGGAGUGAUGUUCGCUUUUGGCCCCGGAGGUCUAUGACCUUGCACAAUCAGAUUUGAAGCAAGGAAACAAUUCUGAGAUUUCUUAUGAAGAUGAAGACGAUCCAUUCGGGCUUACAUGACGUACAAACUAAGAAAUCGCCUCAAAUGGAAGCACGGCCAUUUCCUAAGUGGCGCUGGUCUCGCAAUGAAAUUUUCUCACAUUUUACUAGGAAGCGAAUGAAUUGGUGAUCAUACAAUUCUCUAGGUUUAUUUAUGAGUGGCUUGUACAGUCUUAAAUCAAACAUGAAAAUUCAGUGAAGCACUUGUUUAUGUGCCUUCGACUUUGUAAUUUUCUUAUAGUUUUGUUAUACAGUUUACGGGACGCACACCUUCAUUGACUUUCCCCUUGAAAUUUUCGCGGUCUUAUUAGUUAUUCUCCCGUCUAGCUGCUGUAUAUUUUCUCGCAAAUUCGGCAGGAGAAUUUAUUGUUGAAUCUACGCAAAAACCCUCAAGCUGGAUAGGUUUUCUUUUCUCGUCACUUUUUGGUGUAUUUUUGCUCUAAGGAGAAUUUACUUGUGACUAGCUUAGGAUUAAUGUGAUUAAUUUAACUGUGAGAUUUUAUCAUA
Molecule: messenger RNA, 2769 nt
Organism: Pocillopora damicornis (cauliflower coral)
Lineage: Eukaryota; Metazoa; Cnidaria; Anthozoa; Scleractinia; Pocilloporidae
Product: tubulin polyglutamylase TTLL7
Biological process (GO): protein polyglutamylation; microtubule cytoskeleton organization
Cellular component (GO): ciliary basal body
Molecular function (GO): tubulin binding; tubulin-glutamic acid ligase activity
Source: RefSeq, a predicted model, not a curated record